Cylicocyclus nassatus is the source of this 925-nucleotide messenger RNA. The record is from the annotation of a GenBank genome assembly. NCBI's taxonomy places the organism in Eukaryota, Metazoa, Nematoda, Chromadorea, Rhabditida, Strongylidae.
AUGAAGAUGUGGGCGAAGCAGCGUCUGCAGACAUUUGCAAUCACUGAAUGCUUUUUUAGCGCACGAGAAAGACGCGUCUUAUCGCAAUAUAAAAGGACAUCUGCUUUCUGUCAUGGAAAUUUGUGGGAUAAUAAUCGAGCGUCUUUAAAAGAAAUCUUUGAAUAUUUUUCUUUAAUCCGGUGGAAGCACCUCGAGCAAAGGAGCUUCUCAGCUGUACGAAGUUUGGAGAUCAAAAGAAAUUCAGAUAUUUAUGGGCACUUGAGUUGUGGAAGCGAAAAAUUGCGCCACUCUGGAAGAAAUUUCAGGCAUUCAAUGAAGUUCCUGCUCUUUGCAAUUCCAUUGGUCGAAGCUUUCAUAAAACCGAUAAGCAAUGAGCUAAUCUCCAAAAGCUCAAACCAAUCUCCUUGCUCCUGUCCUGCAUCUAACAAAGUUUAUCCUUGUGAAAGUGGAUGGACUUAUUUCGACGAGACGGAUGCAUGUUAUAGGAUUUUCUUCAAUGCUCCUUUUAACACUGCCGAGAGUGUAUGUCUUGCUUUUGGAGGGCACUUGACUUCAAUACAUAGCUAUAAAGAGAAUCAUUUUGUGACUGAAUUAGCAAAAAAGGGCGAAGAAAUCGAUGACUGUCGGCAGGGAAUUUGGAUAGGUUUGGUGCGAUCUAAUUUUUGGAUGAGCAAUAAGACGGAUAUGUGGGUGUGGACUGAUGGUACAGACAUUGAUUUUCAAGCAUGGGAACCGGCUCAACCAGUCAACGACGGACAUCUAGACUGUGUUUUAGCGUACCCUGAUCCCUUCAGGGACAACAGAUAUGCUCAGGCGUAUCAGAAAUGGGCUAACGACUUGUGCUCCCUUAAAGUACGAUCGUAUGUAUGUAAGAAGAUGGCUUUUCACUAGAAAAUAAAAGUGAAUUUUGUUGUUGUGAUUGAUA